AGAACCCGAAAAACCUCACCCAUCUUCCCCAACCUUACUUUACACCUACCUGAGGUUUACCUGUAGGGCCUCAGUUAAUGUCCCUUUAACUUAUUAUAUGUGAUUGAUGCCAUAGUAUAUAUGAUCAAGUGAAGAGAGGCCACCAGCCACUCCCCUCUAACCUGUCUCACCAACUCGCAUCUAGAAGCAAUUAGGGUCCCUUCUCUCUUCUCUCUCUCUUUUAGUCAAAAGCCUAUAAAAUCAUACGCCAAGUCCUCCACAAGGGCCGGCCUUUAUGUUUCAGCAAAUACAAAUAGCAACUCCUCUACCAUUUCCAGUUCUACUGCCCCCAACAAAACCAGAGCCAAGAACAUCUCUAGCAGCUGCUGCAACUUAAAGUCGUCAACUUUGCUUAAUGGGGAGAUCUCCAUGCUGUGAAAAGGCUCACACGAACAAAGGAGCUUGGACCAAAGAAGAAGAUGAUCGCCUCAUUGCUUAUAUCCGAGCUCACGGUGAAGGCUGCUGGCGCUCGCUGCCCAAAGCCGCCGGCCUUCUUCGCUGCGGCAAGAGCUGUAGGCUGCGGUGGAUCAACUACCUCAGACCGGACCUCAAGCGCGGCAACUUCACUGAAGAAGAAGAUGAGCUCAUCAUCAAGCUCCAUAGCCUCCUUGGGAACAAAUGGUCUUUGAUUGCCGGGAGACUGCCGGGAAGAACAGACAAUGAGAUAAAGAAUUACUGGAAUACCCAUAUAAGAAGGAAGCUUUUGACAAGAGGUAUAGACCCUGCAACUCACAGGCCACUCAAUGAAACAACAACUCCUACUACUCAGGACUCUGCCACAACCACCACUACUAUCUCUUUUGCUGCUUCUUCUGCUAUUAAAGAAGAAGAUCAGAAAAUCAGCACCAGUAGUAUUGGGAUUGUGAGCAGCAGAGACUCACUGAUUAGCCCAGUUCAAGAAAAGUGUCCAGAUUUGAAUCUUGAGCUUAGAAUUAGUCCUCCUAGCCAGAUCAAACCAGCUGAUCAGUCUUUGAAGAGUGGAGGAAGAAGGGCUUUCUGCUUUUCUUGCAGUAUGGGGUUAAAGGACUCAAAGAGUUGCAGUAGCUGUGGGAUUGAUAAUAUUGGUGCCACCAGUGCUGGCACUAGUAAUAUUGCUUAUGAUUUCUUGGGGUUGAAAAAUGGGGUGUUGGAUUACAGAAGCUUGGAGAUGAAAUAAGAAUGAUUAGUUGGAGUCAUGAAAUUGUAAUAUGUAGUUUUAAGUUGAGUGGGGGAAUGAUCAGAAAGAGAUUGCUGAUAUUAAUCCCUUGAUGUUUUCCCUCUUAUGUCUCUAAUUUUUAUGACUAUUAGAGCAUAUUUAGUAUAAAUACCAGUACAGCUGAUUGGGGAAAUUCCUUUGAUCAUUUAUCUGAAUGUGAAUUGUCUUCUGUUUGAACAAGAAAAAAAAAAAGAAGAAAUUGUUUCUUUCCUCUUGAAAGGACAAAUUGGGUUUGUCAG
Messenger RNA from Fragaria vesca subsp. vesca, 1473 nucleotides. Its product is annotated as myb-related protein 308-like. The transcript has 2 exons. Lineage: Eukaryota; Viridiplantae; Streptophyta; Magnoliopsida; Rosales; Rosaceae. The coding region runs from base 395 to 1195 and encodes 266 amino acids. The record is from RefSeq and is a predicted model, not a curated record.